CUGAGGCUCAAAAGCCAAGAAUGGAUGGGAAGAAUGCUGGUUCUCCACAAAAACAAGUUAUCUUCAAAAAAAGCACCCGUGACAAAGCUGUGAGUACCGUAAGAAGGGGUUUAUUUAGGUAUGAGUUUCACCUGUAGUGAGACUGGAGAUUAAAUAGAAAACUCUUUCCUGUCGCCUUCAUUUUUUCCUGAAGAAGAACCAUGAACCGUAAUUAGCACUAAGUUUGAGGAGAUGAUGUAAACAAUUCUUAGGGCAAACUUCUAAUGUUAUAAUAAUACAAGAGGAAGGCAGCUCACCUCACCCCCCUCCUGGGCUGUACUCCUGCUGGUAGAUGUUUAAAACAUCUUUCCAACCUGAUGGCACCAAAAAUCUUUGAAUCUACAGUUCUUGGUCCCGUGCACAAGUAUUUGUGUUGUACUUUUGGGAGUUGGUCUAGAUCAGGUCUUCAGUUCUGAUGUCUGGAAGCAUGUGGAUAAUCCUGGUGAGUCCAGGUGGAUAAUCCUAUGGGGAUUGCAUGUUUGCUGGAAAAAAAUAAUUACUCCAUUUAAAAUGGAAUUGUUCUCAUCUCUGCAAGAUUUACAGCUCUCUGAUGCGUGUGUGUCCCCCUUCCCUCAACACACAGUCACAAACAUUCUGUAGUUCAACCAUGGUCAUCUCCUCCCCACAGCUGACAAUCUACCUGGGAAAGCGGGACUUCAUUGACAACAUUGGGAACGUGGAACCUGUGGAUGGUGUUGUAUUGGUGGAUCCUGCUCUUAUCAAGGGGAAAAAAGUGUACGUGUCCCUCACCUGUGCUUUCCGGUACGGCCAGGAGGACAUCGAUGUGAUGGGCCUCACCUUCCGACGGGACCUGUUCUUCUCCAGGCUCCAAGUGUUCCCUCCUGCUGACAAGCCAGAGCCCCUUACUCACUUGCAGGAAUCUCUGCUAAAGAAGCUGGGGAAAAAUGCUUAUCCCUUUUUCUUUACAUUUCCAGAUUACCUGCCUUGCUCAGUCUGUCUGCAGCCUGCACCUCGUGAUGUUGAUAAGACCUGUGGGGUGGACUUUGAGGUAAAAGCUUUCUCAACAGAGAAUGUGGAAGAGAGAAUUCAUAAGAGGAACUCUGCUCGUCUGCUGAUCCGCAAGGUGCAGUACGCUCCGGAGGAGCCGGGACCCCAGCCCUGUGCAGAGACCACCUGGCAGUUCUUCAUGUCCAGCAAGCCCCUCCAGCUGAAAGCUUCCCUCAGCAAAGAGGUGUACUACCAUGGCGAGCCCAUUCCAGUCACUGUCACCAUCAACAACAGCACGGAGAAAACAGUGAAGAAGAUCAAAGUCCAGGUGGAGCAGGUUGCCAAUGUGGUGCUGUACUCCAGUGACUACUAUACCAAAGUGGUGGCUACUGAGGAAGCACAGGAGAAGGUGCAACCCAACAGCAGCCUGACCAAGACACUGACACUUUUGCCCUUGCUUGCAAAUAACCGGGAGACGCGGGAAAUAGCUCUGGAUGGAAAACUAAAGGAUGAGGACACCAACUUGGCUUCUAGUACUAUCAUUAAGGAUGGAAUAGACAAGACAGUGAUGGGGAUCCUGGUUUCCUACAAGGUCAAGGUGAAGCUCACUGUUCCAGGCAUGCUGGGAGACCUCACCUCCAGUGAAGUGGGCACAGAGCUGCCGUUCCGUCUCAUGCACCCCAAACCUGAGGAAAGGAGCCCAGCAGGGAAGGAUGGUGAAGCAGAGCUGGUAUUUGAGGAGUUUGCUCGUCAGCAGCUAAAAAAUACACCUGAUGAAGAGGACAAGAAUUCGCCCUCAACUGAUGAGUGACUAAAAGAACAAGCUGCCAGAGGAGCUGCGUAGUCAGACUUCAAUUAGGAAUUUAGGACCUGAGUUUCUAGUAAACUGCAUGUUUUCAAUGCACACGUGGUCAUGCAGGGAUCAGCCCUGAGAUCAGUGGACACAACAUCAUGGAUCUCUACUGCUUAUUACAAGCUUCACCUCUGGGAGAAUGUGGCAAACACAGCCCCUGGUGCUUACUCGAGCUACCAGAGGAGGACGGGAAGGCUGCCAUGUCAUGACUUCUGCUUUCAGGGCUGCCUAAUGAAAAGGUUGGUUGCUUUCAGAACUGGCAAGAGUUAAAUGAGGGUUUGUGCAGCCUGCCUGGACUUCCUCGGUGUUAGAAUCUGUGACUUUGCAGUGCCAGUGACCCAAGUCCCAGCCUGGAAGGCUGGCUCGCAGCCCUGAGUGAUUCACUGAAGUUUCUCAGCAGACUAUACAAAACUGAUUUUAUUUCCUUUUGGUUGCUUUUGUGUUUAUGCUUUACCACAUUCAUCCAGUGCAUGAUUUCAGUGCUUGGACUGUCCCCGUGUGGAUAACAACCCCUUUCUGUACCAUUAAAUGUCCUGCAAGUCGUCUCCCUCAGCAGAUAUAAGGCUGAUACACAGUAUUUGCUUUCUAGCAUUAUGCUGUACAACCACAUUGUUAAAGAUGAGAUAAUGUGCACUGUCCAGGAAUUCCUUAACAAAGCUCCCUGUAUGCAACCCCAAAGAGAGAACUGCCAGUCCAGGCUGAUCCUGUAUUUAAUAGAGUUUCCUGCAGGCAACACUGCUUCAAAAGAGAGUGCAGGAAAAUUAAGGAGGAAAUUAUGAGGCAGCCUUCCCUGAGAAGCCUUUUCCAAAAUGCAUCUGCCAGAGGUUGGUUUAUGCUCUAAGAAAUGAGACUGUAUUCUGCAAACUGUUGUUGAUCUGGAUAUUCACAUUAUUUAUGUAAAUGUCUGAUCCCUUCCUGAAUCUCACUUAGGUUUUAGCUGAAGUGAGUUGCAUCAGCUAAUUACAUUUUGCAUGUAAAACAACUGGUGUUUUCUUUUUCUCAUUUUUGCUUUAAAUCUGCUUUUCAGUGUCCCGGGUUUAAAUUCUCCUGAAAAGUCUGCAUGCAGGGCCUAAAUUUAUUAAUAUAAACUUAUCUUUCCCACCCUA
This is a messenger RNA of Pipra filicauda (Wire-tailed manakin), 2946 nucleotides long. It is a transcript of the gene SAG, whose product is annotated as S-antigen visual arrestin. Gene Ontology annotation, biological process: G protein-coupled receptor internalization; signal transduction. Gene Ontology annotation, cellular component: photoreceptor outer segment; photoreceptor inner segment. The transcript has 14 exons. Bases 590 to 1798 code for a protein of 402 amino acids. Lineage: Eukaryota; Metazoa; Chordata; Aves; Passeriformes; Pipridae. The record is from RefSeq and is a predicted model, not a curated record. Gene Ontology annotation, molecular function: G protein-coupled receptor binding.